GUUUUACAAAGAUCUUUAGUAAUGUUUGAAUUCUCAAGCUGAGAUGAGUGAUUCCACGGAAAGCCUUGAAAAACUGAUAGAAAAUAAUUUUGAUAAGUUAAAUAAAUUAGAGAUCUGGAUUGCUGCACAGAAGCAUAUACCGAAAAACAUCCGUAAGCUGUAUUUUAUAAUCAAAAGUAUUUGGAUAACCUUUCAUAAUUUUUUAGCCAGAAUUGUUUUGAUUCAAUACAUCAAAUUUUGUGAUUAUGAUCUUGAAGAAACUAAGAAGUUGAUUGACGGCAAUGUGAAGUUCAGGAUUAAGAACAAAUAUUUAUUCACAAAUCGUGACAUUGAUUCUGAGGACUUUCGGAAGCUUAUUACUUCUAUACAUUUUGCCAGAUUUCCAAAACUUUCAAAAGAAGGGUACGCAAUUGAAUCAGCACGAGUUGUCAAUCAAAAUGCAAGCAAUUUUAAUAUGAAAGAUGCACUCAAGUUGGCUAUAAUAUCACAUGACACACAUGCUCUUAUUGGAUCAAAUAAUAAAGGAAUUAUUCAAAUUUAUGAUGCCAGUGAAUUCACAUUCAAACAUUUCAUAAAAGUUGUAUCAAAUAUACAAGCUGCAAUUCAUUACACACAAUAUGGAUCUGGACUUACUUAUGUCCAACCUAAACAAGUUCAUUUUCUAAGCUGCUCAACUUUUAUCAGCAAAAUAAUUUCAAUGCUCAAACCUUUUUUCAGCAAGGAAAUAAUGGAAAGUAUUCAUUGUCAUUCUUCUAGCUUUGAGACUUUACAUAAGUUUAUUGACAAAGAGUGUCUACCAAUCGAGUUUGGAGGAAACAAUGGAACUCUGGAAGAGCAUAUGAAAAAUACACUAUGGAACUUACAAAACAAUCGUGAUUACAUAAAUAAUGAUGAAAAUUUCUUUUUGCUUGAUAAAUAAUGUUAAAAAAAUGUUGUUCAGGAACUCAAAUAGAUUUUAAUUGAGUAGGCUAGGCUUUAGGCUUGCAGUAAGUAAGUUUCUAAAUUUCUAGUUACUGAAAGAGGUCUUCAGGAACAAUAGGAAUAGAAUAAUGAUCAAAACUUUUAAUACAAUAACAAAUUUAAACUCUGUCAUUUAAAGAACAUUAUUUUUUUGUCUUAUAUUGAGGCUGUUCACGUGGCUGUUCUAAUGUUUUACAAAAUAUUAAGUGUUCCUCCAUUCUUCCAUUACAAUUAAUUAAGUAGAAUUAAACUCUUUUGAAUUUUUGGGAAAUAACGUUGAACAUUUUUGUGUGACAAAGAGUUUCAUAAGCUAGAUUGAACAAGGUU
Molecule: messenger RNA, 1287 nt
Organism: Chironomus riparius
Lineage: Eukaryota; Metazoa; Arthropoda; Insecta; Diptera; Chironomidae
Source: the annotation of a GenBank genome assembly